Messenger RNA from Lytechinus variegatus (green sea urchin), 5771 nucleotides. RefSeq names its product multidrug resistance-associated protein 1-like. The transcript has 30 exons. Gene Ontology annotation, biological process: transmembrane transport. Lineage: Eukaryota; Metazoa; Echinodermata; Echinoidea; Temnopleuroida; Toxopneustidae. The coding region runs from base 138 to 4856 and encodes 1572 amino acids. Gene Ontology annotation, cellular component: membrane. Gene Ontology annotation, molecular function: ATP hydrolysis activity; ATP binding; ABC-type transporter activity. The record is from RefSeq and is a predicted model, not a curated record.
CCGAGACCAGCCGCUUUAAUAGUUUUGGUGAGGUGAGCUGAGCUUGAGCUGAGGCUGAGCUGGCUGGACUCUGUCUCUGGAAUAGCUCAGAAUUGGGCUGACUGCUGUCCUUGUCGAAUAUCCAUCAUUGAUGCAAAAUGGCAGAUGACACUCUAUGGUUCGAAUUCUGUGGAUCUGCAUUUUGGGACCCAUCUUUAUUGAACUCGUCAGUACCUGAUGUAACACCAUGUUUUCAAGAGACAGUAUUAUCAUGGAUACCUCCGGCUUUCCUUUUGGGUGUUGUACCUUUCUAUCUUCUCUUCCUGAAGCACAAUGACAAAGGCUUCAUCCGUAUAUCAAAACUUCACAAGGCUAAGUUGUGUCUUGGGUUGCUGCUCAUCCUACUACCUGUAUUAGAUGUCUGCAAAGGAAUAGCAGACAUGGUGCAGAUUGAUGGAGGAUUGCCAGCAGUAUACAUAGUCACACCAUCAAUAUUAGCAAUAACAAUGGUUGUAUCCCUGAUCCUCAUCCAUAUAGAGAGAAGGAAAGGUCUUCAAUCAUCCGGUGUGCUCUUUAUAUUUUAUCUUAUCAGUAUUAUAUGUGCAGUGGCAGAGUUUCACUCAAAGGCAAUUAAUGCAAAAUAUCAAGGUUCACAGGAUGCAUUCCGAUAUGUGACCUUUUACCUUUACUUCUUUCUCCUGAUUGGUCAGUUAGUUCUUGUUGCCUUUGCAGAUGAGAUGCCAUAUUACUCGCCAGAUAUUGCCGAUAUUAAUCCUUGCCCAGAAGCUAGAGCUUCAUUCUUGUCUGUUGUCACAUUCUGGUGGUUUACAAGUAUGGUAAUCAGAGGAUAUAAGAAGAGUUUGGAGAGAGUGGAUCUGUGGUCACUUCUCAGCAGAGAUAAAGCUUGUACAGUCGUCCCAGAAUUUGAAAGAAGUUGGAUAAAGGAGGUUCAUAGGGCAAAUCGUUCCAAGCACGGAGCAUUAUCCAAUGCCUCAUUGAAUCAUCCCAGUGAUGGUCAGAAGUACGCUAUGACUGAACUUGACCAAGACGGGAAAUCCCCCAAUGGUACCCAUACCAGAGUGUAUCGUCCACCAUCUGACGCAGCAUCAAAAGACAACAUAGAUGGUUAUACCCAGGCUGUGGCUGUACCACAGGUUGAGUUCAUAGAUGGCAGCAGUAAAGCAUCAUUGUUUAGAGCUGUCGCCAUGAGUAACGGAGAGAAGUUCCUAGUCGCUGUGCUCCUCAAGUUCAUCCAUGAUUGUUUGAUCUUUGUCAACCCACAGAUACUGAGAUUAUUAAUCAACUUCACAGAGGAUGCUAGUAUAUGGCAAUGGAGAGGUUUCUUCUACGCAGGAUCAAUGCUUAUGAUGUCAAUGUUCAACUCAUGUGUAUUACAUCAGUAUUUUCAUCGCUGCUUCAUCGUGGGAAUGCAUCUCAGAUCCUCCAUCAUUGGUGUGGUUUAUAGAAAGUCAUUACAGCUAUCCAGUGCAGCACGGAAAGGAGCCACCGUUGGUGAGAUAGUCAACCUGAUGUCGGUAGAUGCCCAACGUUUCAUGGAUCUAUGUACCUAUCUCAACAUGUUAUGGUCAGCACCGUUCCAGAUCUCUGUCGCUCUGUACUUCCUGUGGCAGACCUUGGGGCCAUCGGUACUGGCUGGGUUAGGGGUUAUGAUCCUGAUCAUCCCCAUCAAUGCAUUUGUAGCUAUGCAAGCAAGGAAACUACAGGUGAAGCAGAUGCAGUACAAGGAUGCCCGAAUCAAACUAAUGAGUGAGGUGCUUAGUGGUAUCAAGGUACUGAAGCUAUAUGCCUGGGAGGAGUCCUUUCAAGCCAAGAUUCUUGCCAUCAGAGAUAAAGAAUUGAAAGUACUACGUCUUGCUGCUUAUCUUAAUGCUUUCACUUCAUUCACAUGGACCUGCGCACCUGUUCUGGUUUCUGUGACAACGUUUGCAGUGUAUGUGGUAUCGAAUGAGAACAACAUUCUUGAUGCAGAGAAAGCCUUUGUUUCCAUUGCUCUUUUUAAUAUCCUGAGAUUCCCCCUCACCAUCAUGCCAAAUCUCAUCUCUAAUAUAGUGCAGACAAGUGUAUCAUUGAAGCGUUUGGAGAAGUUCUUAAAGAAUGAGCAGCUUGACCCUCAGAAUGUUGACCAUUUCAACAUGCCAGGUCACUCAAUAACUGUGGAUAAUGGUCAUUUCACUUGGGAUAGAGAAGAAAAAACAACUCUUACAAACAUCAAUCUUGACAUCAAGCAAGGUUCUUUGGUAGCAGUAGUUGGACAGGUUGGAUGUGGCAAGUCAUCUCUUCUAUCUGCAUUACUUGGAGAGAUGGAGAAAAUAGAUGGUAAAGUCUUUAUGCAGGGUUCGGUUGCCUAUGUUCCGCAGCAAGCUUGGAUCCAGAAUGCAACAUUGAGAUCCAACGUUAUAUUCAGUAAAGAUCUUCAUGUUACUAAGUACAAGCAUAUUAUAAAGGCCUGUGCAUUGGCUAGGGAUCUUGAGGUGCUACCAGGUGGUGACAUGACAGAGAUUGGUGAAAAGGGUAUCAACCUUAGUGGGGGUCAGAAGCAGAGGGUCAGUUUGGCCAGAGCUGUCUAUGCUAACACUGAUGUGUACCUACUGGAUGAUCCCUUGAGUGCAGUGGAUGCACACGUUGCUAAACAUAUCUUUGGACAUGUCAUUGGACCUGAAGGCCUUCUCAAAAACAAGACCCGUGUCCUGGUUACCCAUGGGAUAAGUUUUCUACCUCAAGUUGAUCAGAUCAUUGUAAUAGUCGAUGGUUCUGUCUCUGAGGUUGGCUCUUAUCAAGAUCUCCUGGAUCAGAACGGUGCAUUCGCUGAGUUUCUUAGGAACUACAGCCAAGAUGCUGAUGAGAAGGAGGAUGAAGAGGAGGAGGAGGAGGAUGAAGAUAUACCAGUCAACAUAUCAUUGGAGGAUCUGACAGAGGACAAAGAACCAAUCAGAAACCUGAAACCACUCAAAGGAAAAUCCAGGAAACUAAGCAAAGGAAUUGAAGCCAUAUCACAGUAUGAUAUCUUCAACACACCCAGUAAGAAGGCAGAUCUUGCUGUGAAGACCGAUGCAUAUGAUGAGGUUGUGAUGGGGGAUAAGGAGGAGAAGCUGAUACGAGAUGAGAAAGCAAAGCUAGGCAAUGUGAAAUUGACAGUAUUCUGGGCCUACAUUCGUUCAGUUGGAGUACUCCUAUCUCUCCUCAUUGUAAUGCUUUACAUGCUGUUCAACAUCGCUUCUGUCGGCGGUAACCUGUGGCUUAGCCGCUGGAGUAAUGAACCGUUGGUCAACGGAACCCAACCGGAUGCAGUGAGAGACAAGUACCUGACCAUCUAUGCAUUGCUUGGACUCACGCAGGGUGUAUUUGCAACAUUUGCUGUGCUCCUCCUUAGCUAUGGAACUGUCUUAUCCUCGGGCAUUCUUCAUGCCAAGCUGCUAAGGACUGUAUUGUCAUACACUAUGAGUGUCCUUGAUACCACCUUGAGAGGGACCCUACUGAAUUGCUUCUCAAAGGAUACAGAUAUAAUGGAUUAUACACUUUACCUGAAGGUGGAAGGCGUUAUCAUUUGCAUCCUUGAGGCUGCCAUAUCCAUCAUCGUUGUUAGCUUUUCAACGCCUUGGUUUAUCCCAACGUCGGUUCCAUUUCUAAUCCUUUACUUCCUUGUUCAGCGGUUCUACAUCUGUACAUCCCGUCAGUUAAAGAGGCUUGAGUCGGUAUCGCGUUCACCAAUCUAUUCUCACUUCUCUGAGACUAUCGUUGGUACAAGCACCAUCCGGGCGUACCAACGGCAACAUGACUUCAUCAAACAGAAUGAGCAGCUUAUUGACAACAAUCACAUCACGUACUACCCUAAUAUUGUCUCUAACAGGUGGCUUGCAUUGAGGCUUGAGUUUGUUGGGAACUGCAUUGUAUUCUUUGCAGCUCUCUUUGCUGUGAUUGGUCGAAACAACCUCAGCUCUGGCAUUGUGGGAUUGUCUAUCAGCUAUGCCCUGCAGAUCACCCAGACGUUGAAUUGGAUGGUCCGAAUGACCAGUGAGCUUGAAACAAAUAUUGUCUCUGUUGAGAGAGUCAAAGAAUAUUCUGAAGCCCCAACAGAGGCAGCGGCUAUAGUAGAAGACAACCGACCAGCAGAAAGUUGGCCUGGUGAAGGCAAAGUGGAGUUCAUCAACUACAGUACACGUUAUAGAGAAGGACUUGACCUUGUCAUUAAAGGUAUCAAUGUCACAGUCAAGCCUGGUGAGAAGGUUGGUGUUGUUGGAAGAACAGGUGCAGGAAAGUCUUCAUUGACCAUGGCUCUCUUUAGAAUCAUUGAGCCUGCUGAAGGUCAGAUCAAGAUUGAUGGUGUAGACAUCUCAUCCAUCGGCCUCAAGGAUCUAAGGUCUAAGAUCACCAUCAUUCCUCAGGAUCCUGUAUUGUUUGCUGGAGCUCUACGCAUGAAUCUAGAUCCGUUUGAGAGCUACACUGAUGAUGAAGUCUGGUUAGCUCUGAGAUUAUCUCAUCUAGCAAACUUUGUCUCGAGUCUUCCAGAAGGUCUGCAGCAUGAAUGUGCAGAGGGAGGAGAAAAUCUCAGUGUUGGACAACGUCAGCUGAUCUGCCUCGCGAGGGCACUGUUGAGAAAGAGCAAGAUCCUAGUCUUGGAUGAAGCCACAGCAGCAGUGGAUCUAGAAACUGAUGAUCUCAUCCAGGCUACUAUACGAUCAGAGUUCUCAGAAUGUACAGUCAUCACGAUAGCACAUCGCAUCAACACAAUCAUGGACAGUACUAGAAUAUUGGUGAUGGACGGAGGGGAAGUAUCCGAGUUUGACACACCCACCCACCUCCUGACCAGUGGAGGAAUCUUCUACACUAUGGCCAAAGAUGCUGGACUUACCUCAUAAUAUAUCUUGUGUGUGAAGUCUCCCCCCCCCCCAUUCAACCUUUGAGUGACCGAGGUGUAUGGUUUGAUCGGCCCAUUAUUAUGGUUUCUUUCAUCUGUAAUAUGGUGUGUGAAGUCUCCCUAUGCGAGUCCAAUCAGCUAAGAGUGUGUUGGUAAAUGGGUGAAAUUGAUGAUGACUGUGACAUUUUUGUGUGCUGACUUGAUGGGUGGAUGAUCAAGUGUUCUCUUGCAAUAUAAUCAACAAAAAUUAUUGCAAAGGUAGGUGCUACAUGUCACCUGUGACCAUAGGUAUUUCAAGAAAUAUGUAAACAUAAAAGAUAUGUUAAAGUAAAAUACUUUUUUUUUCUUUGCCAAAGAGUUUGUUUUGACAGAAUGUGUUGAAGUUUUAGAGCAUUGUCUUGCGCGUAAUUUCACUUUUUUUUGCAGUUUUAAACACAAGUGUGUGAACUUGUGGUCUUGUUAGGGUACAGUCAACUAAUUUCUGUCUAUCUUGACUUGAGGUAUAACAAAAAUAUCUUCAAGAAUUGUUUACUUGUAUGGGAUUUAAAAUGAGAGUAAGUAAGAAAGGGUCAUAAAAAUGUCAUCCCUAACAAUAUUGUAUUGCCCCAUCUUCGUAUCUGUUUGUCUUCUCUAGAGUGGUAUGAGAGCAUUGUCAUGUUUGACAUUAAUUGUUCAAUGGGUUUGUUUUUAUCUUUUGCUAGCCAUCGCAAGGCAUAUUUCAGGCAAUUUGGUUAGGUGUCAGGGGCCUUUAGAUUUUCAUUUGUUAAUUCCAAAUCUCAAGUAAGAUGACAGACAGCAGUUAUUUUAAUUUGCAUUUUAGAUAUGAUAUAAAAUGCAAUUCAGUCUCAAACCAGUUAGAAGGGGGGUUUUGUAGUGAUACUAGCUACCAGUAUUAACCCUUUUUAAACAGGUGGGA